AUGUUCGCCUUGGUAGUCGUAUCUGCUCUUCUUACUGUAACUUCUGUAAACGGUCAAUUUGAUGACAACAAGUGUAGAGAUGAAGGCAUGAUAUGUCACCUAAUGAAGAACAGAUGUGGCGACCCUAACAUGAAGAUGUUCUUGCACUCUACUUGUCGCAAGACUUGUAAUCUGUGCGAUGUUUGUGAAGAUUUGUCCUGGGCGUAAGUUGUAUUAUAUUACAGUAAAUACCUUUAUUGUACUAUCUUAUAAUAGCUUUGUUAUACUAUGAUAUAACCUUUAUAAAAGUUGAUUUAAUUGUAACUACUAAGGUCAGAGUUCAAGUAGCACACUAUGUCUUUUCUAACUUCAGGUGUGACAUGUACACUGAAAAUCAUUACUGUGAAAGUGUCAGGUUUUUUACUGGCAAGUACUGUAGAAAGAGCUGUGGAUUCUGCGACGGCGGCAAGGAUACCACCUUGUUAACACCUUCUGUUGAUACUACUACGACCGCUUCCAUUGACACAACCACUGACAGCAACUCUGACACGACCACUGGUAUUUACAGUACUUUUAACCCCGACACAACUACUAGUACUUACAUUACUGAUGUUACAACCGCAGAAUUGGAAACAACUACAACAACAGAAGAUGAUGUCACUUCAGGAACUGAAACUACUACUGUUACAGAUUUUGAUUCAGAAGUUACGACAUCAGAAUGA
This is a messenger RNA of Bursaphelenchus okinawaensis, 701 nucleotides long. The record is from the annotation of a GenBank genome assembly. Lineage: Eukaryota; Metazoa; Nematoda; Chromadorea; Rhabditida; Aphelenchoididae.